GCUGAAUAAAUACAGUAGCCAGUUGGUCAGGCAGUUGUCGUGGUCUAAGCCAGAUCUUUUCUUCUUUCCCCAUCUCUUUCUUUUCGCCACACUUCAAGGGUGCCUCCAUUUAGCCUGUUGUACUUUCAGCAAGAGAAAGAGUCAAGAUGCCUCAUGCUUAUCCAUUCUUGGCCCCUGAGCAGAAGAAGGAGCUGAGCGAUAUCGCUCAGAGGAUUGUUGCUCCCGGCAAAGGAAUUCUUGCAGCUGAUGAAUCCACAGGUAGCGUGGCUAAGCGCUUCCAAAGCAUCAAUGCUGAAAACACAGAGGAGAACAGAAGGCUAUACCGCCAGUUACUGUUCACGGCUGAUGACAUCAUAAAGCCCUGCAUUGGUGGAGUCAUCCUUUUCCAUGAAACGCUCUAUCAGAAUACAGAUGAUGGCAAGCCUUUCUCUCAGCUCAUUAAAGAGGGCAUGGUGGUAGGAAUCAAGGUGGACAAGGGUGUAGUACCACUGGCUGGCACCAACGGAGAGACAACCACACAGGGUCUGGAUGGGCUGUACGAACGUUGUGCUCAGUAUAAAAAAGAUGGUGCUGACUUUGCUAAGUGGCGUUGCGUGUUAAAGAUCACUCCCACAACCCCGUCCCACCUUGCCAUUAUCGAGAAUGCCAAUGUGCUUGCCCGCUACGCCAGCAUCUGCCAGAUGCAUGGUAUUGUGCCCAUUGUGGAGCCUGAGAUAUUGCCUGAUGGUGACCACGAUCUGAAGAGAUGCCAGUAUGUGACUGAGAAGGUUCUGGCAGCUGUGUACAAGGCACUAUCAGACCACCACGUCUACCUGGAGGGAACCCUGCUAAAACCUAACAUGGUGACUGCAGGUCACUCUUGCUCCCACAAAUACUCCCCUCAGGAAAUUGCAAUGUCAACAGUCACCGCCCUGCGCCGCACUGUUCCCCCUGCUGUCCCUGGCAUCACCUUCCUGUCCGGUGGCCAGAGUGAGGAGGAGGCCACAAUCAACCUGAACGCCAUGAACCAAUGUCCCCUACACAAACCCUGGGCUCUCACCUUCUCUUAUGGCCGUGCCCUUCAGGCCUCUGCGCUGAAAGCCUGGGGGGGCAAGAAAGAGAAUGGCAAGGCCUGCCAGGAUGAAUUUGUCAAGAGAGCCGUGAAUAACAGUGCAGCAGCCAUUGGUAAAUAUGUCUCCUCUGGAGACACAGGAGCUGCCGGAGGAGAGUCUCUGUUUGUGGCCAACCAUGCUUAUUAAAGAUGCACACCUAGAUUCCCCACUGGCUCUCACACUGCAUUUCCCUCAUCUGUCUGUGCCCUCAUGUACACCAAGGCACUAUUUGUGUCAUGAGAGAGAAAGUACAAUGCUCAAAACACUUGUAGUUUGGAUUGUUUUUUUGUAGUUGUUUUUUUCCACAUGAUAUGAUAUUUUAUUUAUCAGACAGAAAAAUAAAGGACUCAACCAACA
Messenger RNA from Xyrauchen texanus (razorback sucker), 1448 nucleotides. RefSeq names its product aldolase a, fructose-bisphosphate, b (gene aldoab). Gene Ontology annotation, molecular function: fructose-bisphosphate aldolase activity. The record is from RefSeq and is a predicted model, not a curated record. NCBI's taxonomy places the organism in Eukaryota, Metazoa, Chordata, Actinopteri, Cypriniformes, Catostomidae. Gene Ontology annotation, biological process: glycolytic process; fructose 1,6-bisphosphate metabolic process. Gene Ontology annotation, cellular component: cytosol.